This is a messenger RNA of Castor canadensis (American beaver), 4542 nucleotides long. RefSeq names its product kelch like family member 25 (gene Klhl25). Gene Ontology annotation, cellular component: Cul3-RING ubiquitin ligase complex; cytoplasm. Gene Ontology annotation, molecular function: protein binding. Gene Ontology annotation, biological process: ubiquitin-dependent protein catabolic process. The record is from RefSeq and is a predicted model, not a curated record. Lineage: Eukaryota; Metazoa; Chordata; Mammalia; Rodentia; Castoridae.
GGAGCGCGUUUCGGGCUCCGGCGAACCCGCCGAGGGACGCGGCUGCGGUGGUGGCGACGGCUGGGACCACGGAACUCGAGUAAGCGACCAGGGGGUGUCUUAACGCGGCGAGGGGCAGCGCCCCGAACGGUUGUGCAGCAUGUCAGUCAGUGUCCACGAGACUCGCAAGUCACGGAGCAGCUCGGGCUCCAUGAACAUCACCCUAUUCCACAAGGCCUCCCACCCCGACUGCGUGCUGGCCCACCUCAACACGCUGCGCAAGCACCGCAUGUUCACCGACGUCACCCUCUUUGCGGGCGAUCGCGCCUUCCCCUGCCACCGUGCUGUGCUGGCCGCCUCCAGCCGCUACUUUGAGGCCAUGUUCAGCCACGGCCUGCGGGAAAGCCGGGAUGACACAGUUAACUUCCACGACAACCUGCACCCUGAGGUGUUGGAGCUACUGCUGGACUUUGCUUACUCCUCCCGCAUCGCCAUCAAUGAGGAGAACGCAGAGUCUCUGCUGGAGGCGGGUGACAUGCUGCAGUUCCAUGACGUGCGGGACGCGGCCGCUGAGUUCCUGGAGAAGAACCUCUUUCCCUCCAACUGCCUGGGAAUGAUGCUGCUGUCAGAUGCCCACCAGUGCCGCCGGCUCUACGAACUCUCCUGGCGUAUGUGCCUUGUGCACUUUGAGACCGUGCGACAGAGUGAGGACUUCAACAGCCUGUCCAAGGACACGCUGCUGGACCUCAUCUCCAGUGACGAGCUGGAGACUGAGGAUGAGCGGGUGGUCUUCGAGGCCAUUCUCCAGUGGGUGAAGCAUGACCUGGAGCAGCGCAAGGCCCACCUGCCUGAGCUCCUGCGCAGUGUGCGGCUGGCUCUGCUGCCCUCCGACUGCCUGAAGGAGGCCAUCUCUGGUGAGGCCCUCCUCAUGGCGGACGAGCGUACCAAGCUUAUCAUAGACGAGGCACUCCGCUGCAAGGCCAGGAUCCUGCAGAACGACGGGGUGGUCACCAGUCCCUGUGCCCGGCCGCGCAAGGCAGGCCACACACUGCUCAUCCUGGGUGGCCAGACCUUCAUGUGUGACAAGAUCUACCAGGUGGACCACAAGGCCAAGGAGAUCAUCCCCAAGGCAGACCUGCCCAGUCCCCGGAAGGAGUUCAGUGCCUCGGCAAUAGGAUGCAAGGUCUAUGUGACUGGAGGGCGGGGCUCCGAGAAUGGCGUCUCCAAGGACGUUUGGGUAUAUGACACUGUCCAUGAGGAGUGGUCCAAGGCGGCGCCCAUGCUGAUAGCCCGCUUUGGCCAUGGCUCAGCUGAGCUGGAGAACUGUCUUUAUGUAGUAGGCGGGCACACAUCCCUGGCAGGUGUCUUCCCAGCCUCCCCAUCUGUCUCCCUGAAGCAAGUGGAGAAAUACGACCCUGGGGCCAACAAGUGGACGAUGGUGGCCCCAUUGAGGGAUGGUGUUAGCAAUGCGGCCGUGGUGAGUGCCAAGCUGAAGCUCUUUGUUUUCGGAGGGACCAGUAUCCACCGGGACAUGGUGUCCAAAGUCCAGUGCUAUGACCCCUCUGAGAACCGGUGGACCAUCAAGGCUGAGUGCCCUCAGCCCUGGCGGUACACAGCUGCCGCUGUCCUGGGCAGCCAGAUCUUCAUCAUGGGAGGUGACACAGAAUUCACAGCUGCCUCUGCCUACCGCUUUGACUCUGAGACCAACCAGUGGACCCGGAUUGGGGACAUGACCGCCAAGCGCAUGUCCUGCCAUGCCCUGGCUUCAGGCAACAAGCUGUAUGUGGUGGGUGGCUACUUUGGGACCCAGAGGUGUAAGACCCUGGACUGCUAUGACCCAACUUCGGACACAUGGAACUGCAUCACCACCGUGCCCUACUCGCUCAUCCCCACAGCCUUUGUCAGCACCUGGAAGCACCUGCCUGCAUGAGGAGAACCUGCAGAGAGUCACCAGACUCUGCCUGUUUCUCCCCCCCGCUGGCUGUGGCCUUCACUGUUCCAGAGUGGCCUUGACCCUGCCUGCCACAGUGAGAAACUCAGCCACCCUGGGCCAGCUCUCCCAAUGGCCAGAAACCGAUGGCACCAGCGCUGGGCAGCAGCAGCCUCCGGGGCUCUUCUGAGCUUCAGGCAAGAAGAACAGAGGGUCUCCAGUGUCCUGUGUGCCCCAGGCCCUCGUAAGCUGCGAGUGGCUUGUGUGGGGAGAGCAGCUUCUAAAGGGGUCCAGGCCUCAGAGGACAACUCUGUCAUCAAGUUAUAGACCAGAGCUGGCCAGGGCAGCAGCUCUAUGGCUUGUGGUCCUUCUGCACUGGUGCAGCCUCUGAUUCCAGGGCUGCCCUAUGGGAGAUUGUGACGUUGUUCCCCACACGAUGUUCUAAGUCUCAGGGAAACACAGUUCACUCAACUGAGAGCAAAUGGUCACCAAGGAUACAUAUAAGUACUUAUACUUAUCCCUGAGGAUACAUUUUAUCAGGGGAAGAACCUCCAUAGGGUGACCUCAGUGCCACCUACCAGGCUUCAUUGGCAAACACACCCAGGCCCCCAGACCAAGGGGAGACCUGCUGUAUCCCUUGCCCCCAUACCAGCCACUGAGACUGUGACCUCAGGUGUGGGCCAGAUUCUCCUUGUGCCCCAUCCAACAGUGUCCUGGCGUCACUCAGCAGGACUCUAGGCUCUGGGGAGCUAACAGGGCCACCCUGUCCCCUCCCCCUUCUCAGAGCCCACAGUAAGAGGCAACAAGGGCCCCUACUAACAGGGGAGCACUGGAGGCCCCUUCCCAGCAUUGGUAGUGUAGCUGGUAGUGAGCAGGUAGUGGCCUUGCCCUCCAAGAUUAGGAGCAGCUGUAAGCUGGGGACAGUAGAGGGACCCCAGGGCACCCACUGUAGACCCUGGAGCCAGAUUUGUCUCAGUGAAUGACAGGGUUCUAGCCAGUGACCACUGUCCUGGCAUUUUGGUCUUUACCUGGUAAUCAACACUGGAUCCUGCCUGCCUGUGUGUUCCCCAAGCUCAAAAAGAAGGAAUGGUCCAGGAAAAGUAAUUACCAUUUGUCACCUUGCAAGCUUGGGGGAUCCCUUAUCUGUGUCUCCAGAAUGCAGGUUGUACAAAAGUCAACAUCUGCUGGAGCCAUCCUGAGGUCAGGGACUCCAGGCUCAUCCCUGGCUCACCCACAGAGAGAGGGGCUCUUGGUGGGCAACUGGGCAAGGCAUCCAACCUGUGACUUCCCAGGCCCAGCUGGCCCAAGGUCAGGCUCCAGAGUGGGUUACGUUGUCAUAGGGAUUUGAAGUCACAGUACAGACUGGUUACUUCAAAGCCCUGAAUGCCCUGAUGCCCCUGCCUGGCAUUGGUCCUGUGGGCAUCUCUUGGUGGGGGGGUUUAAGGGCUGAGUUUGAUCCCAGUGUGUCCCCGGGAAAGAAAGCUGAAAGCUCAGUUUCUUCCUGGCAUUCCUCCCACCCCACCUUGGGAUGCUCGCUGCCCUGCUGGACUCUUCGGAGGCUUCUGGAGAGGCUGCUGGGGGAGCUUAGUUGAGAUUAAGCACACUUGUCACAGCACAAAGGACCUGCCGUGGUGCUUUCUCUGAAAGCUGUGUUGCUUUUAUGAAUUUCCAACUUAAUAAAAAGUUGAGAAAAUUCUUGGCCUUCCUUGGGUGCUGGGACUGGCAUUGGCAGACGUGGGUUCCUGCACCCCUGUCAGGCAUCUGCCGUUUGGUGUGCAGUGGGGAGCCCCUGGAAGAGAGGGCCUCCCCUUCCUGCUUAUGGGUUAUAGCCUUUACAAUUACUUAUGUUCCUCUUCCUGGAGUUCCAAGUUGAAAAUCACUUCCAUCCAUUUUAGUGAGCAAGAGGUUUCACAGAGCGGGCCCCAGAUAGCACUAUGGAAUGAAAGCGACACCAGCACUGUUCAGGUGGCCACAGGUACCUUAGUAGGUGGCUGACGGGUCACAACACCAUCUUGGAGCACUCCGCCCUUGUAAGUUACAUCAGAACCCCUGCUGAUGGUUCUCCUUCAGCCAUUGUGAGCUGAAGACAAGAGUACAUCAUGGAUGAAACUGCUGAGCUGUGUUGAAUGGCCUAAUCUUGAGGCUUCCCCUCAGAUGACAGGGGCCUGGGUAUUAGUGCCGUGCUGUGUGCUGGGAAUCCAGGAGGCCUUGAGCCUUUGUGAUGACCACUUCGUGGCUGUCAUCUUCUGUGGUGCCAGCAGUGUGCAGGCACAAAGUCCAAAUGGGGCUCCAAGUGCAGAAGUGCAUCAGAUGUGAAGUGAUGUCCAUCACCACUCUCAUAAACAGCAGUGUCACCCUUGUGUGAAUGAAUGGAUCUCAAGUACGGUACUGGUGUGGUGUGAGAUCAGCCAAGAGCACAGACGCUGAGGCACACCCUGGGAGGGACAUCCUGGCCUGCCCCCACCCCCCACACUGUCCACUCUUAUACUGGGGGUGGGGAUGACAAUGGUGGACAGAGCUGCUUCCAUGCAGGCUCGAGCUGUGGCCUGCAGGCAGCAGAAGGCAGGGGUUAGCCCCAGCCCAGACAGUGAGGACAGGUAGCUUCCUUCCCUGCAUUCUCAGGGCGAGUGCAA